GCUUUUGCGAACGUGAAAGUAUGGAACCAAUAUAUUCCCUCUACAUGACGUAAUUUAUUGUCGCUGAAAUGUUAACUGUCCAAAUUGAAAUGGCGGCUCAAUUUUAGGUCCCAGAUCACAGAUUCCUCGUUGCUCGGCCUUCUUUUUCCUCUUCGAAAUAUACGUGUUACGAUAUAUCAUGUAAGUUUUUAAUCCAUUUAAAAUUCGUUAUUUUUCGCGUCCAUCCAUCGUUCCUACGCGUCCGAAAUUGAAAAGUUAUACCUAAAGAUGUGUUUUAUAGUUUUAUUUUGUUUCUCUUUCAAAAUAGUAAGGAGUUCCGCAAGAAAUUAUGUCAGACGCGGAAGGGUAAGUGUUGUAUAUAAUGCGCACGAGUUUAAUGCAACUAUACUGGACAGUUUCACGUAACGAUAUAAUAGCUGGGAAAAUAGAAUAGUAAUCUAAUACAAACCUGGCCUUAGGAAAGUUGAAUAUUACAAGGAAGCCUCUUAGCUGAUCAGGUCCUGAUCAACCUACCCCAACCGAAAAGCCAGCUGGGUUUGUGGCUGCCGGGUGGUCAUGUAAGUUGGUUAAUCCUCCAAACUUUGGUGCAUUGGCUGGUCAGCUGUCAGAGUUGAUCGAUUGAUUUAUAUUAUGGAUUUAUAUUGUGGACUGAGUGCAUAUUGUACCGAUCAAUUCGAAACUUCGUCAUCCCCCCCCCGGGCUAGCCUGCGAACAGGCUCACUGGGAGAAAGGUGAGCCUGCACGGAACCAUGCGUUUUAUUAAAUCAUCCCCUUUUCGCAUCUGCUAAACGCGGACCAAUCAGCGUCGACUGCGAUAAAUAAACUGUCAAAUUGACGCAAGGCGUGUACAUUGUGCAACGAAGAAAUAUAAUGUAUAUAUGAACAAUAAUACGAAGCAUUAGCUGGCCGCACAAUAUAUAUAUUACUCGGGAAUAUAGAAUUCUCCAGAUAAUAGAUAUCAAUAAACAUACAAAUAUAAAGCCGAAUAAAAUACUACCAUUGGCAUUGAAUGUACAGUAAUACUUGUACUAUGUGCGACUGAAAGAACAAUGUUCUGAAUAUUUGAAGCUAUUACUAAAAUACGGUCAGAUAGAUUGGGAUUUGGAAUACCGAAUACAUCUAAAAUUUUACUAACUGUGGUCUAAAUAAAUGAUAAAUGAGCAUUUAUUUAUUAAUUUCUUCGAAAUCACGAGAGUGUGCCAAUAGUGGAAGCCGUAUCGACGACGAAAUUGUCAGCAGUUUAUACAGUAAAUAGUACAACGUUUAAUGUACGAUAUAUAUUUAUAUCUAAAUGACAUGCCAGGGAGGAUCAACAAUAUAAUUAUUCGUACAUAUUUGGGUAUCUUUUGUAUGCCUUCGCUUGCUGACUUGCUCACUAGUGAGAAUAAUCCGUGAAGCCACGACGACCUCAAAAUGUACUAUACUAUAGUAUGAUGUCAAUCCGAAGACGAAGUUCAGAAUACUAUUAUAGUUUCGUGUAUUGGAUUUAAGCGAUAGAUUCAAGUCAUUUAUGAUAGACGUUUUUGCUGUGAUGCUUUGCUUUUCCUUUAGUUUCCAUUUCUAGUUUUCUUUUGUUCGAUAGUCUUAUAAUAUAAAAGUUCAAAAUGCUGUUGUUGACAUUUGCUAUUUUUAGUAAUUUUGUCAACGAGUGUAAGCCAAUCAGAAGCCUGCGUUUUUAUACGAACGCCACUACCAAGAAAACCUAUAGUUCCGUGCAGUCCCUCCUUUUCUUCGCGCCGCCCGUAACCCAGGAGGGCCUGUUUGCAGGCUACCCCCGGGCAUACCCCGGGAAUUUGACUUCAAGUCUUCUCCAGGAAGUAGGGAAUUUGACGUUCUAGAUCUUCCAUGUGGUGGGGCAUUUGAUAACGGGGUGGGGAAUUUGAACUGGAAGUCUUAAAAUUUUGCCCGUUUUUACGUGCUUCCUGCAUGCACAGAAAUACUUCACAUUGGUGGCAAAUACAGUUUUCUCAGAUUUCGAGGGAAACAGCCUCAAAUAUUUUGUGAAAAACUGGCUCAAAGAAACGGUCAUGGAAAAUCUAUGUGCUUCAUUUGAAGGUAUGUACUACAUAAUUGUGUAAAACUGUUAAAUUUCCACAAGAUAUCCAAACUUUUUACGUGAAUUUCGUUAUCUUGUCAAAAAACAUUUCCGUAUAUUUUGUACUUUUUGUAUUGGGUCAUUCCAGAAAAGAUCCAUACCCCCCUACGGAGGAAAUCGAAAAUAACCCCCUCCCCCCCUUCGGACAUCCUUGAAUGGUUCAUCCUCCCCCCCCUCUCCGGACAUCCAAGCCCAAAAUUACCCCCCUCCCCUUCGGACAUCCACUAUUUCUAAAUUUUUCUAAAGGCUACCUCGCCGUUUGAAAACGUCAAAUUAGACUACGUUCACACUACGCGCGAGCGAACUAAUGCGGGCAGAAUUUACGUGUGUUCAUACUACCGCCAUUACAGUUUGUUUACAAAUUGAAUUAGCACUCGUGUAAACCCAAAAUAUUUCAAAUAGACCCAAGAAAUUUAACUGAAAAGCAUUCGAGUUUACACGUUUGUGUUCACACGAAGCUAUCAAGCGCUCCGCCGUUUUCACCUCGCUCCGUUUAGAAACCGUGCUCAAAUUGUUACGGCAAAAGUGACGUGAAAGUUUUCAAACGAUUUCGCUCCAGCGUAGAGUGAAUUAGCGAUGGCUUAUUGUGACUUUUCUACGCUGUUCUCAAAUAGCUCCGGCGUGGCGGAACACUUAACGGCUUCUUGUGACUUGCGAACACAAACACGUGGCAGGUUUUGUCGGAUAAUUUGCAGAAAUUCACUUCGAAAUUCGUUCAAGUAAAAUUCGGACUGAAAUUCGAUGUAACUUGCGACUGAUUGACAAGCGUUGCUGUGUUUACUUACAUGUUAAUACAUUUUUUAGUAUUACUGCAUUCCUUAACCUCGCCCUUAAUAUGAAAGCCAUUUCUAUUUUCUAGACACGCACCUCGCAAGGAAGCUUUAUUGACUAUAUACUAAAACAAAUUGUUUUGAGUUCAGUUCACAUUAACAAGAGCAACAGUUUAAUAACUAUUAUUUUUAAACUACAGUUUAAUAACUAUUAACAUCAUUCAGAGCAACAGUUUAAUAACUAUUAUUUUUAACACUUGAAUAAUGCAAACUUAUAUAUGGCGAACGGAAACUGCAAACUAUAUGCGUGUCAAUUUUCGACUCAUUCUAAACAUGCAGGAUACGCUGUUACAGCGAGUUAGUUUUUGGUGGCCAUGCAUGCAAAAGUGGGCCGCUUAUUUUGCUUACAAUUCACGUGGACGUAUAAUUAUUGCUGUUACAUAAACGUUCCGGUGUUCAAGAGCUGCAUAUAUAUAGCCGAUAAAAAUUGCGUGCUCAUUAUAAUCGCCGAUCACAUGGCUUUAUCACAGUCUCAAACCUUCAGACAAACAUAUCCACAUUCCUCUCCCCCCCCCCUUCGGACAUCCUAAGACAUUUUUCCUCUCCCCCCCUUCAGACAUCCUAAGACAUUUUUCCUCCCUCCCCCUUCGGACAGCAAAAAUUUCCUCCGUGGGGGGGGGUAUGGAUCUUUUCUGGAACGACCCAUUUACGGUUUCAUAAUUUUCAUUGAAGGUGGGGCAUUUGAACGCUUAAUUUCUUGUUACAGUGGGGCAUUUGAAGAUAUUUUUGCACGGGGUGGAGAAUUUGAUCAGUCAAAUUUCAAAAAGUUCAAAUUCCUGGGGUUGGCUGGGGGAUGGUGAAGUUUCGAAUUGAUCGAUACAUAAUGCACCAGUCAAUGUAAAUCACCAUUUUUGGGUUCAAUUCCCAACCACUGAGAUGAGCAUAUUUGACUUUAGUUCUUAGCAUUAUACCAAUAACCCAGACUGGAAAGUUUGCAUUGUGCGGCCAAGAUUUCGGCCAUGCAUUUUUUUCCUGACAUGUGGCCAGACGUGCAAUUUUAAAUGCAUUGCGCCACAGACACACAGAAAUAUGGAGAACGCUCAGGAUGCAUGCAAAAAUAACUAAAAAUGGAUAUAUAUAUAAAUCAAGCGAAAUUUUACAUCGGGCCGCGCAAAAAUUACGGCUCUGGUUCAGCCUGGCCAUGCAAAUCUAUCCCGGAACUACGAUCUUGGCCGCAUGUUUUGCAGACUUUCCAGUCUGACCGAUAACAGAUUGAUUACUGGUUCAUACUUGUGCUAGGGAUGUGCCAGAUACCGGCAUCCGAUAUGUGGCAAAAUAUAGACAUCUGCACUAUCUGGUAAAAAUUUGCCGGAUAUUGAUUGCAUAGUACUAGAACUUUUAUGAUAACCAUAAAACCUUCUGUUUUGCAUUAAUACAUUGUGAAACACAAACAACUACUUUGCCGGACAUGUGACACAUUAAAGUGAAAUGUUUUGGUGAUGUAAACUGCUCUCUGUUGCAUAUUGUCAGACGAGUCUUGUGCCACAUGCUAAACAGACAACAUUGGACUAUUUAUGACAAAAAGUUAGUCACAUAAUGUCCAAGUACCACCGUCUGAUAUCCAUUUAUUAUCUAUCCGUGUCCAGAAAAGCAAUAUCCGGCACUACCCUAACUUGUACAUGUAUGAACCAGUAAUCUUAUGAUAAAUAUUAAUGCCCAGCAUAAAACACGUAAAAAGAGCCAUAACAAAAAUAUAAUUUAAAAUAUUUAUUUGAAAGCUAACGUUUCGUCUUUAACUUGAGCAAUGACAUACAAAGCGGAAAACACAGAAAUAUGAAUAAAUUACAACUAUUUACAAGAUAUUAUAUUACAAAAGUAGAAAGAGGAAUGGAUCAGAGUAGAAGUAGAGGGACCGAGCUGACCUGUAAGUUGAGAGAGGGUUUGAGUUUGUUAAUGAGAAGACUUUCUCGAAUGAGGAGUUCGUCUGGAGAAGAGCAACAAGAAAUAAUCUUAAAAUCAUUAAGAGAGGCGGAGUGACCAGUGCUAUCAAGAUGGGAAAGGAUACUAGACAUGGUCGGAUUGCUGCUUUUACUGCCUGUUAGAGGAGAUGGAAAGGAUACUAGACAUGGUCGGAUUGCUGCUGUUACUGCCUGUCAAAUAAAUAUUUUAAAUUAUAUUUUUGUUAUGGCUCUUUUACGUGUUUUAUGCUGGGCAUUAAUAUUUAUCCUAAGAUUACGAUUUCCGCCUGGUUCAUCUAUCGCAAGUAUUAUGAACCAGUACUUAAUCCUUCUGUAAAAAGUAAUUUUAGCUUCCUAUGAUGAUAAAUCCGCUCCCUCUUCUGAUUCAUUGUGAGGAAAAAAGCGUAACCGGAAUCGAAUUUAUUUCUGAGGAAGUUUGCUAUUUAAUUUUAUCACUGCUUUUGGUUGCUACAGUAUUUAUAUUUGUAAAUUGUAUGUUUUGAAACAAGCCAUAUACUGUAUAUUUAACCUUCAACAUCAGAGAUGAUACAUCGGCUGCCACUUCCAUGUCAGUCAAUGAUGCAUUACAAGAGGUGUUGAAAACUGCUUUGUGCCAUGAUGGAUUGGCUCGAGGAUUGCACGAAGCCUGCAAAGCGCUCGAUAAGUAAGUAGAUUGUUCAGAAAGUAAUUAAUUUUCAAUAUUCGCUUCCUGUGAUGAUAAAUCCGCUCCCUCUUCUGAGUUAAGAUGAGGACAAAAGCGUAACCGGAAUCGAAUUUUAUUUCUGAGGAAGUUCGGUUAAUUUGUCGCUUGCAUGUUAACUGUUAAUCUUUCAAUUUCACUAAUAAAACUUUAAUAUCUUACAGGCGACAAGCUCAUCUAUGUGUCUUGGCUCAGAAUUGUGACGAGGGAACAUAUGUGAAACUUGUGGAAGCCUUGUGUGCUGAACAUCAAAUCAACUUGAUCAAGGUUGAUGAUAGCAAAAAGCUUGGUGAGUGGGCUGGAUUGUGCAAAAUUGACAAAGAAGGAAAAGCCAGAAAAGUGGUUGGCUGCAGCUGUGUUGUUGUCAAGGUAAACACCCUCAUUGCACCCUGAAAAACCCAGGUCCCUUACCAUUUGUCAAGAAUUGUCCUCAGAGAACAUAUGUAAAUAUUGCUUUCAAGACCAUACAUUUUCUGCUUUUCGAAUAGCGAUUAGCAGAACUUCUACUGUUAGUGUGUGUUGAUUUCUUGAAGUACUUUAACUGAUUUGUGAGCUCACAAGAAAAUACUCCGUAUCUUUAUUAAAUAUGUAAACAUGACAAUGGUUGUUAUACUGCCAUAUCUUCAAAAUACUGAACUUUAACAAGGAAAUUUACUGAACUGUGCUACAACAGCUGUUCAAUCACGCAUAUGUGAUAAAAAGCUGAUAUAAACUUUGUAAACAAAAGGUAAUGUAAAAUGUAACAGAAUGGUGAACGUGUAGAUCCGGCCAUCGCAAAUAAUGGAAAAGUUGGAAUAGUAGCAUUGGGGACUUUGCAGAGGAGAAUGGGCAGUAAGACUCCCUUGUGCAUCUCCCUAAGAUGGAAAACCUACACCCCUCUUUGCAUUCUACAGAACAUGACCAGUGGUUGAUGAGCACCCCCUACCAGACCUGGCUGGAUCCAUCCCUGUUUGUACCAUCACUCAAGCAUUUGAAAGUAGCACUCAAAAUUAUAAACUCAAAGGCUUCUAAAUAGCCCGUAUUGGGUAUAUUACUAUAAGAGUUCUACAGUGAUAUCUAAAGCUGUGUUCCUUUGUUCUGUAGGAUUAUGGUAAAGAAACCCAUGCUCAUGAUGUGUUGAUGGAGUACUUCAAGUCAAAGCGUGGAACAUAGUAUAAUUCCCACCUCAGUAAUGUUUUCAUGAUGACAUAGGAAUAAAAAAUAAUGCAAAAUUAUAUCUGGUCUCUCUUGCAGUGUUGGGAUGGGAUUAUGGGAAUAAGAAUAGUUGGGUUGGAAAGGUUAAAUAUUGUCAGGUACCCAUUCUCAACCAUCUUAAACUAUUUCAAUUAUAUCAAUUAUCAUAAAUUAUGGACGAAAAGUAGUUAUACAGUCAAAAAAUAAUAACACGUGAAGGAGCCGUAUAUCAAAUGUUUCACAUUUGAUGAUGUUAUUUAAUGAUAUGUGACAUUCAAUGAAUUGUUAACAUUAGUAUUAUAAAUAUGAAAAACUAGUCGUAUUAUUCUGACACUGCAUUAGUAUUACAGCCUACGUAUAUACUAUGUCUAUAUUUUUUAAAUAUGUGAUUCAACUAAAAGACGAUGCCUUCGAUUGUAUAGUUGCACACUAUCUAAUGCAAAAAGUAAUAGCAUUUGUUUAACAAUGCAAAAAAUAUCAUACCAGCUAGAUCUACAGUGCACAUAAUGUGAUCGUUACAGCGAAUUUGUACGGCUACAGUUCCUAUAUACGGCGGUAAACUCCUAGGCCGUUCUGGCAGUUUGGACAUGUGUGAUGACAGUCUUUCAAACCAUCCACGCAGAAUGGAAUGAGGCAGCAACCUUCCCAACACCUAAGGAAAAUAGAGAGAAAGAUAAUUGUAAUAGACCUUAUGCAUAAUGACGUCACAAGGCUUGAUGCCCGCGAGGAAUGUUGGUCUUAGUAGUCAUUGCUCGGGAAAAUUUCAAUAGUGGCCAUUUUGAAUUGUUUAAUUUUUCCGGUCGUUGACUAAUAAGACCAGCAUUCCUCGCGGGCAUCAAGUCUUGUGACGUCAUUAUAUGCAUAAGGUCUAUUCCUUGUAAAGCAUGGAAAAUUCACUUUUCACGAUUGUCUUUUCUGUAUUGCUGUUAAUUGAGAAAUAGUCUGCUGUUAAUGCCCUUUGUCUUGACGAAUAAAAUCGUCUACACGCGUAAAAACGCACAGGUCUUACAGAUAUGCAAACAAAGUUGCUUAAGGUUGU
Messenger RNA from Paramuricea clavata, 7735 nucleotides. The record is from the annotation of a GenBank genome assembly. NCBI's taxonomy places the organism in Eukaryota, Metazoa, Cnidaria, Anthozoa, Malacalcyonacea, Plexauridae.